Molecule: messenger RNA, 1091 nt
Organism: Ananas comosus (pineapple)
Lineage: Eukaryota; Viridiplantae; Streptophyta; Magnoliopsida; Poales; Bromeliaceae
Product: protein NEN4
Exons: 6
Coding region: 77-898 (273 amino acids)
Molecular function (GO): 3'-5' exonuclease activity; nucleic acid binding
Source: RefSeq, a predicted model, not a curated record
UAUAUAUACAACACAUAUCCAUAACAAAGAGCAGGAAACAAGAAGAAGAAGAAGAAAAAGAUUAGUAUAGUAGCAUAUGUACAAUAUAUCUAUCCAAAGUAUGGGUGAUGAGAUUGUGUUCUUCGACGUCGAGACGACGGCGCCGGCGGGCGCAGAAGCCGGGUGGCGGUUCUGGCUGGUGGAGUUCGGAGCGAUACUAGUCUGCCCGCGGAGGCUCGCCGAGGUCGCCAGCUACUCCACGCUGAUCAGGCCGGCCAACUUGUCGGCCGUCUCCGCUAGGAGGCUCAGCGGAAUCACCCGCGAGGCCGUCGCCUCCGCUCCGCCGUUUGCGGACGUCGCCAGCCGAAUCUUCGAGAUUCUGAACGGCAGAGUGUGGGUGGGACACAACAUUCAGAGAUUUGACUGCCCAAGGAUAAGAGAAGCAUUUGCUGACAUUGGCCAGCCUCCUCCUGAGCCCACUGGGGUGAUUGAUUCAUUGCCUCUUCUCACACAAGGUUUUGGUAGGAGAGCUGGAGAUCUCAAGAUGGCAACAUUGGCUUCGUACUUCGGUCUAGGGCAACAAAAGCACAGAAGCUUAGAUGAUGCGCGCAUGAACCUGGAGGUUAUCAAGCAUUGCGCCACGGUUCUACUCUUGGAGUCAAGCCUUCCACAAAUAUUAUGGAGCAAAAAAAUGGAGAGUGCAGGUGUUGUUACAAGGAGCAGAGCAAAUGCAGCCUCCUGCAGGGAAGAAGCCAGCAGAAAAUCCCCACCAGCAGCUGCUGCAAGCCACAGAGUAGUCCCUUACAAGAAGGACAGACUGGGGAAGGUGAUGGAGAAGGCAAAAGAAGCACUUUUUAGUGCACAAGGAGCAAGGCCCCUCAACACUUUCCUUAGACAUUCAAGGUCUCUAUUGAGAUGAUGUGAAGGGUGAAAAUUGUAUUGUUAAAUGUUAAUUUCAAGAUGAUUUGUUGAGAAGGGCAUUUUGGCUAAUUAAAUUAGCUCCAAUGAUCCCCACUUCAAAAUGGCUGUAUAUUCCAAUGAUUUCAUUUGUAUAGAUAUAGUUGAUAAUCCACUAAAAAAAUAAAUGGAGGUGCUCUUUGUUUCCUUUUUAA